AAAACAUGCUACUUUCAACAAAAACUAUCAAAUUCGUUUUUGUCUUAACUGUGGUUUUCUGCUUCAUCUAUAUUGUUCUUUUUAAGCAACAUUUGAUAACAACGUAUCACGCAUCUGGAACUUUAUUAUCCUCAAGUUUAUACCAGCCAACAAACAGAGCUAAACAACAAAUGAGAACAAAUGUUUCUUUCAGCUAUCCACUUGACUUGGUUUUCCCAUACAAGUACAACUUUACUUUAAAUGCAGAAGACAAAUGUAAACAUAAAUCUCCAUUCUUAGUUCUUCUAAUCGAGACACGACCUGUUGAGAUUGUUAACAGAAAUACUAUCCGAAGGACAUGGGCUAAUGAAAGUCUGAUAAAGGGAAUCUCAAUUCUAAGAUUGUUCCUACUAGGUAUUCCAGCAAAUAUAAAGUCUGCACUCCAGGCUAAGAUAGAAGAGGAAAGCGUGUUAUUCCAGGACCUCAUUCAGCAAGACUUCUUGGAUACUUACACUAAUCUGACAAUUAAAACAAUGAUGGGAUUCGAAUGGGUGACUAACUUUUGUCCUAACGCAUCUUAUAUCAUGAAAACAGAUUCAGACAUGUUUAUCAAUACUAAAUUCUUAGUAGAGUUCUUAAAUCCUGGAAAGCCAGUAAAGCCAAAUUAUUUUACAGGGAAAUUGUUAAAACGGAACUUCCCAUCACGGAAUAAGACAGAUAAAUGGUACAUCCCCUAUGAACUAUAUGCUGAUAAGUACUUUCCACCUUACUGCAUAGGUGCAGGUUAUAUAUUUUCAGGAGACUUGGCCAAAAAGAUUUAUGAAACUGCACAAGUUAUCAAACCACUCAAUCUUGAAGAUGUAUUUGUUGGAAUUUGCCUGCAAAAACUUGGUAUUAACAUCACAGUGUCAUCAUCUCUACUUUUCAAGAAGUUUAAAAAUGAUUAUAACAAAUGUAAGUACUUAAACCUCAUCUAUGUCCAUGGUAUCACUCCAGAGAAAUUACUACAAAUCUGGCCUGAUGUUUUGACUGCAUAUGAAAAAUGUCCUAGAAUGAGAGCAUAUUCAACGUAUAAUUACACUUCCAUACAUAGGGAAACAAACAAACUAACAAACAAGAAAAUCCAUGUUUAACAUAACUUGAUAUUCCAGUGACUAGUACAGGCCUGUUUCAUUGAGGUACAUACAACU
This is a messenger RNA of Protopterus annectens (West African lungfish), 1169 nucleotides long. Its product is annotated as beta-1,3-galactosyltransferase 2-like. The record is from RefSeq and is a predicted model, not a curated record. NCBI's taxonomy places the organism in Eukaryota, Metazoa, Chordata, Ceratodontiformes, Protopteridae. Bases 6 to 1112 code for a protein of 368 amino acids. The transcript has a single exon. Gene Ontology annotation, molecular function: N-acetyl-beta-D-glucosaminide beta-(1,3)-galactosyltransferase activity. Gene Ontology annotation, cellular component: membrane.